CAUCCAUCGCGCACAAGGAAGCGGAGAAGCAGAGGACCAUGUCAUACAUGAGGUUGGUUUCCACUCUCGCCAGGGUCAACCCGGGCAUCGCCAGAAACUCCGCCGUCGUCCCUGGAAGGUUCCGCUCGACUGUGUCCUCCCCGAAGACUCAGGAGGAGAAGGACCUGGACGAGUGCGCCGUGGAGACGGUACCAGUGGAGCUCAUCAGCCACAUCAGCCGGCCGCUGACGCAGUUGAAUAAAGUUGAGGUCGAUUUCAACAACACGAAAGAAGCUUACAGAAGCAAAGACAACUGGGAGCUGCUGAGGAGCCUGCUGGUGUUCAAGCUUUGCACAAUUGAUGUCCUGGUUGACAAGAACAAGGAGUUGAUGGAUCUGUGCAAGAAGUUGCUGGGCCAGAGGAUAUUCGAGAAGCUGAUGAAGAUGACCUUCUAUGGUCAAUUUGUCGCUGGUGAAGACCACAACGCGAUCAAACCCUUGAUACAGAAAAACCAAGCCUUCGGCGUAGGCGCGGUGUUGGACUACAGUGUCGAAGAGGAUCUGACCCAGGAGGAGGCAGAGAAGAAAGAAAUGGAUUCAUGUGUAUCUGAAGCGGAGAAAGAAAGUCCAGAUGCUGGUCACCGUGAGAGGAAGUACAAGGCUCAUCGUCAGUUUGGUGACAGACGAGGUGGAGUCAUCAGCGCUCGCACCUACUUCUACGCAGACGAGGCAAAAUGUGACAAUCAAAUGGAGACGUUCAUAAACUGCAUCAAAGCAUCGGGUGGAGCGUCUUCGGAUGGGUUUUCUGCUAUCAAGAUGACCGCGCUGGGCCGCCCACAGUUCCUGCUCCAGUUCUCUGAAGUUCUGGUGAAAUGGAGGCACUUCUUCAACUUCCUGUCAGCUCAACAGGGCAAAUCCGACAUGACGGUUUUGGAACAGAAACUGGAACUGGAUCAACUCAAGGAGAGUUUGAGUGAGCUUGGGUUUGCUGCGAAAGAUGAUAUUGACAACUGGUUCACAGGAGAGAAGUUGGGAUUGUCAGGCGCCAUCGACCUGUUGGACUGGAACAAUUUAAUCAAUGACACAACAAAGAUUUCUAACCUCCUGAUGGUGCCCAAUCUUCAGACAGGUCAGUUGGAGCCUCUGUUGAAGAAGUUCACCAGCGAGGAGGAGAGACAGAUGAAGAGAAUGCUGCAGAGAAUGGAUGUUUUGGCUAAGCAUGCCAAGGAGAACGGUGUGAGGCUGAUGGUGGAUGCCGAGCAGACAUACUUCCAGCCGGCCAUCAGUCGUUUGACCCUGGAAAUGCAGAGAAAGUUCAACAGAGAAAAGCCUCUUAUCUUCAACACAUACCAGUGUUACCUAAAGGAAGCGUACGACAAUGUCACCGUGGACAUGGAGCUUUCCAGAAGGGAGGGAUGGCACUUUGGCGCCAAACUGGUUCGGGGCGCUUACAUGUACCAAGAAAGAGCCAGAGCCCAAGAGAUUGGCUACGAAGAUCCCAUAAACCCAGACUACGAGGCCACAAACAGGAUGUACCACAGGUGUUUGGAGUACAUCCUGGAAGACAUCGAACACAGAGGCAAAGCAAAUGUUAUGGUUGCGUCUCACAACGAGGACAGUGUGAAAUUUACACUUGAGAGGAUGAAUGAGCUGGGGCUUUCACCCACUGAGAACCAAGUGUACUUUGGACAGCUGCUCGGCAUGUGUGACCAGAUCAGUUUCCCACUGGGUCAAGCUGGGUUCCCUGUCUACAAAUACGUUCCAUAUGGCCCGGUCAAUGAGGUCAUUCCCUAUUUGUCUCGCCGUGCUCAAGAGAACCGCGGCAUUAUGAAGGGGUCUCAGCGAGAGCGCGCACUGCUGUGGGCGGAGCUGAAACGCAGGAUGCUGGCUGGUGAAUUUUUCUACACGCCCGUGUACUGAGGGGUCUGACUGGACUGGAACAGCGUGAGUCCUCUGAAAACAUUCCACCAGCUGUCAUCUGCCUCUAUACAGUACGAUGAACUUUUCAGGACGGCUAGGUGACCUGUGGUGUGAUGUUAUAUAAUCUAUAAAUUAUGUUAUGUCAUGUAUAUUUAUUAUCACAGCAGUGUGAAUUAUAAAAUCUUUUAGUACUUCUCAGCAAGUGAGUAGCUGAUCUAUAGAACGCACACUCAGAACGUGUAUUGUGUUUACAGAUGUACCCUUUUAACUCCGUGCCUUUAAUUCAGUCUAGACCCUGCUGAAGCCUGAAGUGCCUUGUGGAUAUUUUCUAGACAGAGACGGAUAUACUGUGUCAUUUGGGUUUCUUAUUUCUGAGCAUACUUUUUUUGCAUGUUUUGUCCUCAGUCUGCUUGAUUUAAAAAGAUCAUUAACACAAACCUCAAAAUAAUGUAUUAUUUAUUCUGAAUCUGAUUUUUAUCUGAAUUAUAUUGCUCCCUUUCCUAAGUAACAUAAUUGUGAAUUGUUACAUAGAUCCUUGUGCCUUGUAUGUUAAUCGUGACAUAUACAAUGAACGCAGUAUCACUUUUCAUAUUCAAUUUCAUCCUGUAUGGUGUUUAUCAUGUGCAAGUGUGACAUGAAUAUAUUCAGCAAUGUGGGUGAAUGAGUCAUGUUGGAUUGAAGGUGUGGCUUUCACAGUGAUCAACACCAUCAGCUGACAAGGAGUGAGGGCUUGUUUGUACAAGUCUGUCAAACCAAAUGUUCCUAAAUGUGUCGUGGGAAGUGCUGCUGAGGCGGGACAAACAUCCUGUGUGGAGCACGGAUGUUUAGAGGAGUUAAAGAAGCCUUGUUAUGUUGGGGAUAAAGCAAUAAAUUUAAGUCUGGGUAAUCAUAUUGUUGUGGAUAUUGUUGUUGUAAAUGUAAUAAACCAGUUUUGAUUCUUCUUUUCUUUUGGGUAAUUAUAACAUUCUACUAAGUGUUUCUCUAUUAUGUUCUGUUUUUGUACAUUUGUAAAUAUAUUUUGUGGACUCAAUAAAUCAUACAAUAAAGGAACCAUUUUAAA
Molecule: messenger RNA, 2958 nt
Organism: Synchiropus splendidus (mandarinfish)
Lineage: Eukaryota; Metazoa; Chordata; Actinopteri; Syngnathiformes; Callionymidae
Product: proline dehydrogenase 1, mitochondrial-like
Exons: 14
Coding region: 39-1898 (619 amino acids)
Cellular component (GO): mitochondrion
Molecular function (GO): proline dehydrogenase activity; FAD binding
Source: RefSeq, a predicted model, not a curated record